Molecule: messenger RNA, 1019 nt
Organism: Lolium perenne
Lineage: Eukaryota; Viridiplantae; Streptophyta; Magnoliopsida; Poales; Poaceae
Source: RefSeq, a predicted model, not a curated record
UUGCCGUUUUCUCCUCCUCCUCCUCCUCCUCCUCCUCGGUGUGGAACGGCGGCGGUGGUGAAUCAAUCAUGGGUUGCACAGUGUCCAUCGACGCAGAAUGCUGGGUGCAGGCGCCGGAUCAGCCGCGGAGGUGCUCCAGGAGGCCUGCUGGAUGCCGGGUGCAGGCGCCGAAUCAGCCGCGGAGGCGCCAGAUUAGCCGCGGAGGUGCGGUUUCUCUCGGCGGAGGGGAGAAGGAGACCGGUGGCGGCGCGGCGGGGAGGUGCCGGUCCAAGCGCAAGCGGUGCUUCCCAGCAUCGUCGCCGCCGAUGGUGGAGGAGCCAGCGAAGAAGCGGCAGAGGCGAGCGACGCCGGCGCGCGACCACGUGGAGAUCUACCCGCGGGAGCUCAUGCAACGGCUCGACGACGGCGGCGUGUCGGCUGCCGGAUCGCCGGAGUUCGACGUCCUGUCGGCGUCCCGGGACCCGGUCGCGCCACCUCCUUCGGAAAUCCAGCAAAGGAUGAUCGACGACGGCAAGUCGGCAAACAAGGCCCGCGGACGGGUCGUCGUGUACCUGACGAGCAUCCGCGGCAUCCGGAAGACGUACGAGGACUGCUGCGACGCGGCCACCAUACUCUCCGGCUACGGCGUGCGCGUUGACGAGCGCGACCUGUCGAUGCACGCCGGGUACAAGCACGAGCUGCGCGACGCGCUCGGCAUCAGCGGCGCCCUCGCCACGCCAGGGCUCCCGCAAGUGUUCGUCGACGGCAGGCAUUUGGGGGGAGCCGAGGAGGUCCGCCGCAUGCAUGAGUCAGGGGGUCUCGGCGAGGCGCUGGUGGACUGCGAGGCGGCCUUCGUGGCGGAGUCUUGCCAUGGCUGCGGAGGCCUGCGUUUCUUGCCGUGCUUCGACUGCUCUGGCACAGGCGCGUUCAGGACGUGCACGGAGUGCAACGAGAACGGGCUAGUGAGGUGUCCAAUUUGUGAAUGAAAAACUUUGUUUGGCAGCAACAAAACCACACUAGUAUUGCAAUGCCACGCGAGG